ACUGCUUGGAGCACCUGAAGAAAAACCAUUUUCACUAACUUAAGAUUGCAAAAUGAAGCUUCUUCUUUUUGUAGCCUUCAUGGCCACCAUCUUCAAUGUCAAUGCUGGCAAGAAGCUGAGACUGCUGGCAGGUCUAAACGGUGGAGUUGUGUCUGGGGUUAACCCUGGACUGGUGGUGGGGGGCCUGAACCCUGGCGUCCUCAGUGGUGGCACUGGGUUGAUUGGGCAGCCGAUGUUUGCACAGAUGGUUCCAGGUGUCCCCACGUAUGUCAUGCAGCCCCAAGCUGUCCCCGCUGGUCCCUAUGGUUUCCCAAAUGUCGGGAUGCAGCAGCCUCAACCGUUCCCUAACUUCCCUGGGCAGUACCAGUAUCCUGGCCCACCAGCUAAUGGGCUGCCUUACUACAUGGGCGUCCCUCAAAUGGCAGGAAUGAAUCCUCCACAACAGCAAGUCAUGGGAGUCCAAGGURCAGGUGGGAUUCCCAUGAUGCAGCAGCCACAGCAGGGUCCUCCACAAGCAGAGCCAGUGAGAAGAUUCAAGCGCUUUCUGAUGAGGAGGGCUCACACCAUGAAACCUGAUUUGGACAUUCAGAUUUCAACUGAGACAACCACAACUCCAUCCCCAACUACUUGUUUAGACAAUAUUCAAGUUUAGAGUGGACAAAUUGGAGUGGAACAAGGUAUACAUCAAAAUACAAACAGUCUGCUUACAUUUGUGGUACUGUGCAAUAUCCMAUUAUUGAAAAAAAUGAUAAGCAAGAACUAUCUCGGGUCAUUUAUUUACAGGUGUCUGCUCUAGAACAUGGACACGGGAAUUUCACCAAAUUGUCCACAGCGCUUUAAGUUAAUCAUAUCAGAUACCAUAGCAGUUAAGAGCUUUCGGCCAUUAACCGAAUGGUUGCUGGUUCGAAUCCCUGAGCCAACUAGGUGAAAAAUCGGUUGAUGUGCCCUUGAGCAAGACAUUUAACCCUAAUUGUUCCUGUUAAUCGCUCUGGAUAAGAGCAUCUGCUAAAUGACAACAUAUACUGUCUUCUAACAUUGUAUGCAUGCAGAUGUUAUUUGACUUAUGCAAGUCAGUUAAAAGAACAAGUUCUUAUUUACAAUGACRGCUUAGGAAYAGUGGGUUA
Molecule: messenger RNA, 1124 nt
Organism: Salvelinus sp. IW2-2015
Lineage: Eukaryota; Metazoa; Chordata; Actinopteri; Salmoniformes; Salmonidae
Source: RefSeq, a predicted model, not a curated record